Molecule: messenger RNA, 735 nt
Organism: Arachis ipaensis
Lineage: Eukaryota; Viridiplantae; Streptophyta; Magnoliopsida; Fabales; Fabaceae
Source: RefSeq, a predicted model, not a curated record
AUGCAUGAUUCAAAACCUAUUCCAACUCCUAUGUUAUCUUUCGAAAGGCUAUCUCAAUCUGGUGCUGAAUCAUUUGAUGACCCUACAUAUUACAAGUCUAUUGCAGGUGUCCCGCAAUAUUACACUCUCACUAAACCUGGUAUUUGUUUUGCUGUCAACAAAGUCAGCCAAUUCAUGCACAAACCCUUGAUCUCUCAUUGGAAAGCUGUUAAGCGUAUCGUUAGAUACCUUUCUGGUACAACAGAUCAGGGUCUUGUUUUUCAUUCCUCUUCUCAUUUUCCAAUUUUUGCUUUUGCUGAUGCAGACUGGGACUCUGAUGUAGAUGACCGGCGCUCAACCUCUGGGUACUGUGUUUAUUUUGGUGGAAACUUGGUGGCCUGGUCUAGCAGGAAGCAACACUCCGUCAGUCAUUCUAGUAUAGAAGCCGAAUUUCACAGUGUUGCUGACAGUUCUACGAAAAUUAUUUGGCUUGAAAAUCUCCUGCAUGAGUUACAUAUUCCUAUCUAUGGCACCCCUACGAUUUACUGUGAUAAUGUUAGUGCUGUCCAAAUAUCUGCAAAUCCGAUUAUGCAUAGUCGCACCAAAUAUUUUGAGCUCAAUCUUCAUUUUGUUCAGGACAAAAUGAAUCAACAGAAAUUACAUAUUGUACAUGUCUUAGGACUUUAUCAGAUUGCUGAUAUCUGUACCAAACCCUUAUCUCUAAAUGCUUUUGAAAAAUUCAAGAGCAAACUCUAG